AUGGACACGGGAGCUUCUCAGAUAGAUUGGAAUUCUCACAAUGAUUUCUUCAAAUUCACUCGUGGCCGCUUCAUUGUUGAAGAGGCAGAGAAUGCUCGAAAGCGAGAGAUCAGAUUCGACAUGAAUAGCCUCGCAAGAGUCGCAGCACAGUCGGGUGGAGCCGCGCGAUGCAUUGCCAUCGAAAAGUACCCUGACGGCAUGUUCAACAAAGCCUUCCUCAUAACUAUGGACAAUGGUCAAGAAGCUAUAGCCAAGAUUCCCAACCCGAAUGCUGGCAUUCCACACUCCACUACUGCUAGUGAAGUCGCCACGAUGGACUUUGCUAGAAAAUUUCUUGAGACCCCAGCGCCUCCCAAAUCGCACCCCGUGGGCGCUGAGUUUAUCAUUAUGGAAAAAAUAGAAGGUGUUCCGCUCUCCCAACUCCAAGUGCUUCUUGCCAUGACACCUGUGAGAAAUUCGGGCUUUGCCAUUGGUCCGGCUACAGGCCGGGACUGGUGUGACGCAGGCCGCUCAGAUCUAGAUGUCGACAAGGGGCCAUGGGCUUCUCUAACGCAGUAUCUGCAAGCAGUCGGGACACGAGAGGUGAAGGCAAUCCAGUCUCUAGAACCUCCAAAAACGGUUGCUUUAUUCUGCGGCCCAAAGCUAUACCGACCAGACACGGAAAAUAAACUUACUGCUUUAGCAUGGUACCAACAAACCGUUGAUGCUCUAAUUCCCAAAGAUGCAGCCAUCACACGACCCUGCCUCUGGCAUAACGAUUUGCAUGACGACAACGUCUUCGUAGACCCGCAGAAUCCCGGAGAGAUUACGGGUAUCAUCGACUGGCAGUCUUGUCACAUCUCGCCCCUCUUCAACCACAAUCCCGACCCAGCCUUCCUCGACUGGGAUGGCCUUGAGCCUGAAACGCUGGAUUUGGCACCACGGCCAGGACUCUCCGGGCUUUCGCCCGAGGAACGGUCAGCUGCUGUCCAGGAGUAUUCCCUCCAGAACGUGUUCAUCGCAUGGCGGAAGCUCAUGCAUGCCAAAAACCCCGACUUAUACCGGGUGGUCGAAUUCCGGAGGACAGCAACAUACGGGCUGAUAUUUCUGGCCCACCGAAUAUUCGAAUACAGCGAGGCGCACUUCCAGUCGCUUCUGAUCGAGCGGAUUAAAUUGGAUAGCGAUGGUGCAGUGGCAGGCACCGAGCUUGUGACAGAAGUCAAGGAGAAGAUGGGCGAUCUGUGGCCGGACAAGGGCUUCAUCGAGCACGAGCGAUACAAUGAUUGCAAAGCUGACCUCGACGAAGUCAAAGGCUUGAUCUUGGAGCAGUUAGCUGAGACUGACGAGGAGAAGGCUGAGUACGAGCGCUAUUGGCCAUUUGGAUAAUUUGUCUAUUGUUUCGAGGAGACGGUAUGGUUGUGCGGAAAGCCUUCUUAUUCAUAUUUGGGUGAUUGGGGGUGGGAAACGCGGCUUUGAAAAACCAACAGAAUGUUUGAAGCUGCUAUUUCUUUCCAUCGGUCUUUCGCUUUCGAACCCAUGAUGAGCGGAUACGGUUAACUAUGGUUGCACAGAUGGGAGUAUUUCUUUGAUCAGUCCUUAUGAACUGGGGAUCCAGGUAUAUACGAGUAGAGCGG
Messenger RNA from Aspergillus brunneoviolaceus CBS 621.78, 1613 nucleotides. Its product is annotated as aminoglycoside phosphotransferase family protein. The transcript has 8 exons. The record is from RefSeq and is a predicted model, not a curated record. Lineage: Eukaryota; Fungi; Ascomycota; Eurotiomycetes; Eurotiales; Aspergillaceae. Gene Ontology annotation, cellular component: mitochondrion. The coding region runs from base 1 to 1365 and encodes 454 amino acids.